AUGGCUGACUACAAAGAGCAUUAUGACAACGUAAGUGGUAACUAUGACUAUAAUUACAGCGAUCCUGACCUAUCUGACAGCAUGGCACCUGAGAUUCAACCGACCCAAGUAGUAAGUCUGGUCUGUUACGGCCUUGUUUCUCUACUGGGUGUUCCUGGAAAUGGCCUGGUGAUCUGGGUUACAGGUUUCAGCAUGCCCCGCUCUGUUACCUCCAUGUGGUUUCUCAAUCUCGCUGUGGCUGAUUUUCUGUGCUGCCUUUCUCUUCCAUUGUUAAUGGUUCCUUUGGCCCAUGAUAACCACUGGCACUUUGGUCCACUGGCCUGCAUGCUGGUCAAGGGCUUGUUCUACCUAGUGAUGUACUGCAGUGUCCUGCUGCUGGUAGUGAUCAGUCUGGACCGGUGGUUGCUGGUUACUAUACCUGUCUGGUGCCAGAAUCACAGGCGGCCUAGGGAGGCUGCUUGGCUGUGUGUCGGUGUGUGGUGCUUGGCCCUGCUAGGCAGCAUUCCCCAGUUUGUCUACACCAAGCAGAUAAAAUACGGUGAAAAGAAGGUGAUAUGUACUGGAAGGUAUACUCUGCACAGUGCCUGGAUAAUCACCACCUUCCGCUUCCUGGCUGGAUUCCUUCUUCCGUUCCUGACAAUUGUAGUCUGCCAUUUGAAAGUGUAUGUGAGAGCGACCCAAGGGAUGCAAUGCAGGGCCCGGUCCCAACGGACACUGAGGGUGAUUGUUGCCGUGACAUUGAGUUUCUUUUUCUGCUGGCUGCCGCUGCACAUUUUGGACUUUAUUGUGUUGGUGACCUCCUUGGUCUCUCCAUGGAUGCCCACAAUUUACUGGGUACACUCUCUAGCACUCUGCCUGGCAUACUUCAACAGCUGCCUCAACCCCUUGCUCUAUGUAUGUCUGGGCCAAGGCUUCAAAGACAGCAUGAACCGCUCCUUGCGCAGCGUCCUCCAAUUCAUCAGCGAAGAGCCUAGGGCCAGAGCAAGCAUCACCAACAACACAAACACCAAUAGCAGCGCAAUGAGACUGGAGGCAACCACCACCUGA
Lampris incognitus (smalleye Pacific opah) is the source of this 1047-nucleotide messenger RNA. It is a transcript of the gene c5ar1, whose product is annotated as complement C5a receptor 1. NCBI's taxonomy places the organism in Eukaryota, Metazoa, Chordata, Actinopteri, Lampriformes, Lampridae. Bases 1 to 1047 code for a protein of 348 amino acids. The transcript has a single exon. Gene Ontology annotation, cellular component: plasma membrane. The record is from RefSeq and is a predicted model, not a curated record. Gene Ontology annotation, biological process: inflammatory response; phospholipase C-activating G protein-coupled receptor signaling pathway; positive regulation of cytosolic calcium ion concentration. Gene Ontology annotation, molecular function: complement receptor activity; G protein-coupled receptor activity.